Adineta ricciae is the source of this 642-nucleotide messenger RNA. The record is from the annotation of a GenBank genome assembly. Lineage: Eukaryota; Metazoa; Rotifera; Eurotatoria; Adinetida; Adinetidae.
AUGAUCACCAACAGAACAGUGUCUCACUUGAUUUGUGUUUUUCUAAGUUUAUUACUCCAGGUCAACUGUCAGAUAUGUGACAGUACAAUUCCAUAUGAUCGCUGUUCGACUAGUAGUGCUUGCGGAUGCUUUUCUAUGGUAGGUGCUCAAGAUGUUAGUGUCUGUGGAUUUCUCUGGAAAUUCUGUUCUCAACUCGUUCCAUGUGGAUCAUCACAAGAUUGCUCUGAACCAGAACAUAUCUGCGUUCGUCAUCAUCGAUGCAUAUCAACUGUGACAACGACGACGACGACCACCAUGAAGACGGAGACUACAACGAAAAGAGCAAAAUUUAACAAAUGGCAGCGAUACGGAAGAAUCAUCGCUGGUGGAAAUGGUCAUGGAUUCGGUUUAAAUCAACUUUACAUUCCUGCUGGAUUCUCUAUUGGCAGAAAUAAGACUGUUUUUAUCGCUGAUUUGAUGAACCAUCGUGUUGUUCAAUGGAUAUCAGGAACAAGUCAAGGAAAUGUUACUGCGGGCGGAAAUGGAAUUGGAAACAAAACUGAGCAAUUGACAUCGCCAAUAGAUGUGCUUGUUGAUGAACAGAGUAAUUCAUCGAUCAUUGCUGAUCGAGGAAACAGACGAUUAAUUCAAUGGUUCAAUUGA